GGGCAGGCGCAGGAGCCCCAGCAGGGCCCGGAGGUGUGCACGGAGCCCGCGGUGCUGGCCAAGCACGCCGUGGGCGUCAACUACUACAAGCAGGGCUCCGACGUAGCGCUGAAGGACGACGCGGACUACCCCGACUGGCUGUUCCAGAUGUACCUCGGCCCGCCCAAGAAGCUGGAGGAGCUGGACCCUGAGACGCCCGAGUACUGGAGGCUGCUGCGGAAGCUGAACACCUGGCACCGAAACAAGCUGAGCAAGAACAGGAAAUUCUAGGGAGGGGGCCCGCGUGGCAGACUCCUUCGGUGCCCUCCUGCCGGGGAAGGAGGAUGCACAGGGCUCCAGGAGAAGAACUGGACUUUGCCCUAAAUGACAGGAGACAGGAGCAGCUGGGACCUCUUCCCCAGCUUGCGUCUUAUUUUUCCUGUAAAUACUGACAAUAAAUCAUUCUUGUGUGAUGAAU
Messenger RNA from Alligator sinensis (Chinese alligator), 457 nucleotides. It is a transcript of the gene MRPL54, whose product is annotated as mitochondrial ribosomal protein L54. The transcript is spliced from 2 exons. The record is from RefSeq and is a predicted model, not a curated record. Lineage: Eukaryota; Metazoa; Chordata; Crocodylia; Alligatoridae. Gene Ontology annotation, cellular component: mitochondrial large ribosomal subunit. The annotation marks the transcript as partial. Gene Ontology annotation, molecular function: structural constituent of ribosome.